AUGACGAAAAAAUGUGGUUUGAAGAAUGAUAGGAAAGGACUGUCUCCAAAUGCUUUAUCUGAGACUGAGCAGACAAAUGUAGGUCCAUUGGCAGCUCCCGAUACAAAUACUUCAGUGCCAUUUUCAUCUGUUUCUAACAUCGAUAAUCCCGUGGUAAGAAAAUCAACUAGUCCUACUGGAUCUCAAACCAAGUCAAUUAUGAAUGCUAGUGGAACAUCUGGCGCUGUUGUAAGUAAUACGCCCGAGCCGGGCCUGAAAAGAAUACCUACCGUCACAUUCAGUGAUUCAAAGCUGGGGAGUCCCAGACCAGAUGUGGAGCAAACUCAACCUAGCAAGGUUGCCAAGCAGCCCAGUGAAAAGAAGGCAGCUUCCGUGCACAUGGCGUCGGAUAAUAACGACCAAGGGAGAAGUUUAAGGGACAUAAACACGAAAGUACUAAAGGAUGGUGAUACCUCCGGUUCCUCCUUUUCGACCCCAACAUCUAUUCUCUCUAACGCUGAUGCAGCGAAUAAUAUAUCAAGUCUGCUGGCUAAAAAGUUGAGCCUUGGCGGUGGAGCUGAUUCGAUUCUGAACUCAGACAAUAGUUCCGAUAGUCCCAGAAAAGAACAUCCACAUUUUUACGUGGAGGAUCCUUUGCACACCCCGUCGGUUAGGUCAAGGUCUAACAGCACUAGUCCUCGCCCCUCUAUAGUAAUGAACACAUUCAAUCCAAUCAAUAUUGAGCGGGAGGGCUCCAUAACAAAGACUGGAGAGCCUACUUUAUUGGAAUCGGUCUUGGAAGAAGCUAUGUCUCCAAAUGCAGUUUCAAAUCCCCUAAGAAAGGAAAAUAUCAUGACCAAUAUGGAUCCGAGGUUGCCUCAGGAUGACGGUAGGCUGCAUGUGCUUUUUGGGGCAACGGGCUCUUUGUCUGUUUUCAAGCUCAAACAUAUGAUCAGGAAACUAGAAGACAUUUAUGGAAGGGAUAGAAUUAGCAUACAGGUCAUAUUAACAGACUCGGCAACCAAAUUUUUUGCAAUGAAGUAUAUGAGAAAAAAUAAAAGACAAAUCAAUAAUAACGAUAGUAAUGCCAAUAGCAUCGAUUCUAAUACUAAUAAUAUCGUCAAUGGCAAUAAUCUUGCUACUAUCGACAAAUCUACUAUUUCAAAGACAAAUUUGAACUCAGCGCCUUCUUUGUUGAUAAAUGCGAAAAAUGAAGAAGAAAAUCAAAAGGCCUCAACUACUGGAUUUUCUCCAUCACUUAGUGGCGGCCGCACGUUCAGCAACCCUUCGAACGCUGGAUUACAACAUCCUCAGACUGAGCUUCCAGCACAUAUACAAUUUUGGACAGACCAAGACGAGUGGGAUGUAUGGCAGCAACGGACGGAUCCUGUCUUACAUAUAGAACUACGCCGUUGGGCAGACAUACUGGUUGUGGCACCCUUGACCGCAAACACAUUGGCUAAGAUUGCUCUAGGAUUAUGCGAUAACCUUUUGACAAGUGUAAUUAGAGCAUGGAAUCCGAUGUUCCCUAUAUUCCUAGCACCUUCGAUGGGUAGCGGUACGUUCAAUUCCAUAAUGACUAAGAAACAUUUUAGAAUUAUUCAAGAAGAAAUGCCGUGGGUGACUGUAUUUAAACCUUCUGAAAAGGUCAUGGGCAUUAAUGGCGAUAUCGGGCUAAGUGGGAUGAUGGAUGCGAACGAGAUCGUUGGGAAGAUUGUGGUUAAAUUAGGCGGUUAUCCUGACAUUCCUGCCGGCAAGGAUGAAGAAGAAGAGGAUGAGGAUGAAGACAACGAUGACGAGGACGACAACAUAAAGAACAAUACAGAUGACAAGGAUGAUGAAGAAGAAGAUGACGAAGAAGAUGACGAUGAAGACGAUGACGAUGACGAUGAGGACGAUGACGAUGAAAACGGAAAUCAUGAAGAGGCUCCACAACGACCUUGA
Messenger RNA from Saccharomyces kudriavzevii IFO 1802, 1923 nucleotides. RefSeq names its product phosphopantothenoylcysteine decarboxylase complex subunit VHS3 (gene VHS3). Bases 1 to 1923 code for a protein of 640 amino acids. The record is from RefSeq and is a predicted model, not a curated record. Gene Ontology annotation, cellular component: phosphopantothenoylcysteine decarboxylase complex. Gene Ontology annotation, molecular function: FMN binding; phosphopantothenoylcysteine decarboxylase activity. NCBI's taxonomy places the organism in Eukaryota, Fungi, Ascomycota, Saccharomycetes, Saccharomycetales, Saccharomycetaceae. Gene Ontology annotation, biological process: coenzyme A biosynthetic process. The transcript has a single exon.